GAGGAACCCGUGGCCCCCCUGGAUGAAAGUGCUGUGAUGAAAGCGUAUCAGGAAUCGCUUGUCGAGGAGCCCAGGGAUCACCUGAACAUCGUGUUCAUUGGGCACAUCGAUGCGGGGAAAUCCACGUUGGCCGGUCAAAUUCUCUUUCUCACGGGCGGUGUGGACAAGCGCACCAUCGAGAAGUACGAGCGCGAGGCCAAGGAGAAGAACCGCGAGGGCUGGUACAUGGCCUAUAUCAUGGACACGAACGAGGAGGAGCGUGUCAAGGGUAUCACCGUAGAGGUCGGCCGUGCCCACUUUGAGACAGAGAAGAAGCGGUAUACCAUCCUUGACGCACCGGGCCACAAAAACUACGUGCCCAACAUGAUCCAGGGAGCCUGCCAGGCGGAUGUGGCCAUUCUGGUCAUUUCGGCGCGGAAGGGCGAGUUCGAAACUGGUUUCGAACGCGGUGGUCAGACCCGUGAGCACGCCCAGCUGGCCAAGACCCUGGGCGUGACCCGCCUCAUCGUGGUGGUCAACAAGCUGGACUGUCCCUCAGUUGCAGUGGAGGGGAAGUGGGACGUGGCUCGGUUCGACCAGAUCGUGAACGGUUUGACACCCUUCCUCCGGCAAUGCGGCUACAACCUGAAGAAGGAGGUGACCUUUUUGCCCCUGGCUGCACUGUACGGCCACAACAUCCGAGAGCCCGUGUCAAAGGACCUGUGCGGCUGGUACGAGGGAGACACGCUGUUCCAGGUUCUCGACAACAUCGAGCCGCUCGAGCGCAACCCCCUGGCUCCCUUCCGCAUGCCCAUUGUGGACCGCUGGAAGGACAUGGGCACCAUUGUGAUGGGCAAGAGCGAGUCGGGUUUCGUGCGGGUGGGGGAUGUGUUGCAGGUCAUGCCCAACAAGUUGCGUGUCAAGGUGGAUGCGGUGUUCCGGGACGAGAAGGAGACUCAGUCGGCUCGUAGCGGGGAGAACCUGCGGUUGCGGCUCAGCGGGGCGGAUGAGGCGGACAUCUCCCCGGGCUUUGUGCUGUCUUCCAUCAAGAACCCCGUGCCUAUGGUCACACAGUUCGAGGCGCAGCUGGUGAUUGUUGAGUUGUUGGAGCACAACCCCAUCUUCACGGUGGGCUACAAGUCAGUCCUGCAUAUCCACACGGCCUGCGAGGAGUGCGAGGUGUCCAAGCUGAUUGCGGAGAUCGACCCAAAGACCAAGGAGCAGAAGAAGGUCAAGUACAUCAAGAGCGGCGGGAUCUGUAUCUGUCGCAUCACGGUAGACAAACCCAUCUGCAUCGAGUCCUUCGCUGAUGUGCCCUCACUGGGCCGCUUCACACUGCGUGACGAGGGACGCACCAUUGCCAUUGGCAAGGUCGUCAAGCUGCCCAAGGUGCACUAGAGCCUAACGUCCGCCAGCUAGGCGGCCGAGCAGUAGGCGUGCUGGGCGGUGUUAAAAGGCCGGUGGCUUCGGGCAGUACAACAUGCUGAGCUCAAGUUGAUUAAGCACACUUGGGGGGUUGGGGCAGCCAGGGCGGAAUAUAUGGAGAGGCAGGAGCAGUAAAACGGAGCAGUAACUAGAGGAAGAAGCCCAGGAAGGAGGCUAGAAGGCUACUGCGUGGAAUUGUCAUGCCAAGAAGGGGGUGGUGGGGUGGGUGUGUAGAAGUGGUGUUUACGCGAUAACUAGUGAGGCGGGACUGGGUGGGGCGGCAGAUUCUCAUGAUCAUCUCACAGGAUCAGUUGGUGCGGUGAGAGCUGGGUCGCCUUGCUUGCUGCAGAGGAGACGUAAACACGUUUGCAGUAGGCGGCGGCUCACGACAGCAGGACGACCAAUGUCGGAGGCAUGCCGCAGCUCCUGUUGUAGGCACAUGGCGUACCCUAAAGUCUGCCACCAGUCUGCACACCAAACUCAUCCCUUGACAUCCCGGCUAGGGGAUAUGAGUGGGUUCGGGCAGGCUAGUCGGGUUCAUCCUGACUUCACACCUCUAUGGUGCAUCACUACUUGCGGUGUGUUACAGGUUCCUCCCCCGCUCCAUGAUUCCUCGGGAAGGUAAGAUAGCAGGCGGCGGGAGGCAGAGGUACAGUUGGUGACGACUGUCGCUGCGGGUCCUGUCAGCUAGUGUCUUUGUUGCCCGGGAAGCAUACGGUUGGCAGCAAGGUGCUGUUUGUCGGUACUCCCAUCGGGUUAUAGGAAGAACGACUUAUGUUACCUAUAAUUAACGAACUGGCAGGCGUUCUGGGAGGUCUUGACGGCGUUGGUUCUAUGUAAGGGCCUGAGGCGGAUACCCAAGAUGGUUUAAUGGGCGUUGGGUAGCGGCUCUGAGCCAGCACGUGCUUGAGGACACAUUUGUGUCGAGAUGCAGCUGCGUGCAAUAGUGGUGUGCCUGCCUGCUUCCAAAAGUGGCGAUGAUAUCCGUCAGUCUUUGAUGGGGUAGGGCGGUUGAUCGCAGCUGCUCUCGCAAAGAUGGUCCUGAGCAACAGGAUCAGAGUAGACACUCACAGCAGUGGGUGUGGCUUCUACUGAGUGGGGUUCGGAUGGGAUGUGUUAGUCCUCCUUUCCCUG
This is a messenger RNA of Volvox carteri f. nagariensis, 2538 nucleotides long. It is a transcript of the gene efg3, whose product is annotated as elongation factor-like protein. The transcript has 11 exons. The record is from RefSeq and is a predicted model, not a curated record. Gene Ontology annotation, biological process: translation. Gene Ontology annotation, molecular function: translation release factor activity; GTP binding; GTPase activity. NCBI's taxonomy places the organism in Eukaryota, Viridiplantae, Chlorophyta, Chlorophyceae, Chlamydomonadales, Volvocaceae. The coding region runs from base 37 to 1377 and encodes 446 amino acids. Gene Ontology annotation, cellular component: translation release factor complex.